ACUUGUUUCCUUUUCUGCCAAAACAUUUAAUAAUAUAUUAUUUUAGGAGAAUGCUAAAAAAUGUUAAUUUAUAUUAUCAUACUUCUAAUUGAACAGAUCAUCGCUGAUGAAAGCUGCGGAUGUGUUAAAUAUGCUCCAGAAUAUCUCCAUGAAACCGUAGAUGUUGACGGUGACACAGCUCACAUACAUCUCUACCCUGAAACAACAGCAGGAGACAGCUGCAGGGAUCAUUGCUCGUCUGUCUCGCAUUACUGGCAUUCAACAUUAAAAGGUGUAUGUCUGUGUGGAUCUGAGAUUGCUAUGAUGAGCUGUGAGGAAUUGGUUGGACCAACUACAGAAGUUUUCUGUAUACACCAACAGACACCCAAAGAGUACGUCGUACACAAUGGUUUUCAUGUACACAGGAUGCCAGAAGAUACUGUACACGAAUUAAACGAGCUAAAAGAGCACAUCCAACUUGAGGAAGCUAUUGUACAACUUGAGACAGAUAUACAUGGUAUUGAAGAAAACCUUCUACACCCCCUCAAUCAUGUACAUAACAAUGAUGUACAAAUCCUAGAUGAUGAUGGUGUACAUAACUAUACAAUGUUUGAAUCUGAUCCAAGUUCAAAUAGUACAGAUCUUCUCAACGAACAUCCACGAAAGUUGAUGAAAAUGCACGGAAACCAGAUUUUGGCGUUAAUUCUGGGUUUAAGUUGCGUUACCUGUCUUUUUGUCGGAGUACUGAGUGUUUAUCUGGCGCGGAGGCGAGAUAGAAAAUCCAAGCUUGCUUGUGAUAAAGAAAUUAGUGAAGGUUCAUCAGUUGACCAGCUUUACUAAAACCAGCUAGAUAUACGUUUCCGACCUGCUAAAUAUUCUGGUUUAAUUGGAUAAAGAAUCACGUUUUGAGAAUUAUCGUAAAAUUCGUUCAAGCCAUGUAUUGAAAAUUAAAAAAUUGUUAAAGUCUCAUAUUACUAGUAGAUAUCCUCACAUGUUUUAAAGAUAGUUUAUCAAACCUUAACUUGUCAGAAAUAAGCUAAACGUACACUUAAAGAUUUUCAUGUCAGUUAAAAAAAAAUUGAAAAAAUAGCUGGGAAUUUUUAAUUAUUUUUCGGCCACAUAAAAUUUUCGAGAAAUCUGUCUAAUUUAAAAGAAUUAAGUACAAAACUACAUCCUUCCUCCCUCCCUCUUCUAUGUAUGCCUUGUGAUUUCAGCUUAUAGUAUAUCAUCAUUAUUAUAAUUUGCAGGGUUUUGAUAGAUUUCUACAGAUUUCAAUUAUAGGUACUUGUGAUUUGUACUUAAGAACUGUGUCAUAACUUUGGCUUUAAAAAUUUGAGCUUUUAGUUUAUGUUUUAUUGUAUAUAUUUUAAGUUUUAUUUAACCAGUGCCAUUUUUUGAAAUAUACUUUUGUGUUUGAAUUUAUCUUCAUUAAUUUUGAAAUAUUUAAAUGAUUUUAAUUACUUCUAUUGUAAGAAGAGAACGUUCUGGCCGGAAAAAUGAGAAGGUUUUCUGUUAUUAUAUAUAUUCUGCAAGCUAUAUAUAGAUAUGUUUAAUUUAUUACACAUACUGAUGUCAUGAUCUAUUCAUCUAUCAACUAUUUAAUCAUCUAUCUUUAUCAAAAGCAGUUAGAAAUCCAAAUCCACCCAAUGCAAGUGAGACCACAGUAAACAACAUUUCUAAAAUAUAUUUAUUAAUUUU
Molecule: messenger RNA, 1677 nt
Organism: Eurytemora carolleeae
Lineage: Eukaryota; Metazoa; Arthropoda; Copepoda; Calanoida; Temoridae
Exons: 7
Coding region: 61-819 (252 amino acids)
Source: RefSeq, a predicted model, not a curated record